Phytophthora nicotianae INRA-310 is the source of this 7277-nucleotide messenger RNA. RefSeq lists its product as hypothetical. The coding region runs from base 51 to 4847 and encodes 1598 amino acids. Gene Ontology annotation, biological process: negative regulation of transcription by RNA polymerase II. Gene Ontology annotation, cellular component: histone deacetylase complex; chromatin. The transcript has a single exon. The record is from RefSeq and is a predicted model, not a curated record. Lineage: Eukaryota; Oomycota; Peronosporomycetes; Peronosporales; Peronosporaceae. Gene Ontology annotation, molecular function: transcription corepressor activity.
AAAGAACCGCUCGAAGACCAAGAAGCGUUUGCUGCGGCGUCCAAGUGCGCAUGAAUCCGUCGUAUCCAGGCUCGUCGGGAGACCGCCACGGGCCACCGUCGCUCAGCUCGGCGUCCAGUGCCGGUCUGGGUGGAAAAGGUGGACCGCCCUCUGGUCAGCAGCAACAGACGCACAGUUACCACCCGCAGCCGUCGAUGGCGCAGCUCAGUCACCUGCACCCGCUACAUGGCGGCUCGCAGCAGCAGCAGCAGCACUCCAUUAUGCACCCGAACGGACCUGUAUUGCCUCCCCCGCCCCUCCCCGGCUCACUAGGCGGCGGCGGGCCCAAUACGUCGCGCUCGCCGCACCCGCUCUCGGGUUCAAUCCUGCACCCGCCGCGCGGCAACCUGGGCUCAUCCAGCGGAAGUGGCCCACCCUCGGUGCUGGGCAAACCCACUGGUUCCCAGGGACCUCCGCCCUCUAACGCGGGCGGGAUGAUGGGCCAUCCAGUCCGCAUGCAGGCGCCCAAUAUGAGUCAGAGUAUGGGCAACGUGCAGCAGUCCAUGGCUUCGUCCUCAGGUGGACUCAAGCCGCCCACACAGGGCUAUAACGUGCGUCCCCAGUCGCCCCCUCGUCGCCAAGAGACGCAGCAGCAACAACAGCAGCAGCAACAGCCUCAACAGCAACAACAAGUGGUCCAGCAGCACUACGGACUAGACGGACGCAUCAUCCCGAAUGACCAAGUAGAAGGGGACUAUUACCAGCAACAGCAAAUGUCGGGUCCUCCUCCGCGUCAUCGCGAACUCCGUGUGGAAGACGCGCUGUUGUACCUGGACCAAGUGAAGCAGCAGUUCGGAGACCAGCCGGAUAUCUACAACCAGUUCCUGGACGUCAUGAAGGACUUCAAAGCUCAAGCGAUUGACACUCCCGGGGUCAUUCUUCGUGUAUCCACUCUCUUCCGAGGAUACCCGAACCUGAUCUUGGGCUUUAACACGUUCCUACCGCCAGGAUAUCGCAUCCGCCCCGACACGUCGAUUGAGGUGAUUCCCUCACAGAUGGCUGGUCGUGGAGGCGUUCAGCAGUCCAUGUAUUCAAAUGUGGGAGCUCAGCAGUCGUCCAGCGCCAACAUGGGCCACCGUCCGCCUCCAGUGACGAUCCCGCCGCCUCCUUAUUCCCCACCAGAGCUUCACAAGCCGACGCCGUCGUCACGUCAACAAUUGGCUCCUGCUGGUCAGAUGAAGACUGGUGGAAAGCCCAAGAAGCAGCAGCAACAGGCUCCUGCGCCAAGUGGAGGUAACGCUGCGGCACGAAGCUCGACAAACCCUGUGGAGUUCGAUCACGCCAUCCACUACGUGACUACUAUCAAGCAGCGCUUUGCAGAUGAGCCAGAGACGUACAAGGAAUUUCUUGCCAUCCUACACACGUACCAGAAGGAGCAACGUUCCAUCCGUCAAGUGCUGGACCAAGUCUCGCACCUGUUCCGUGACCACCCGGACUUGUUGCGCGAGUUUACGUUCUUCUUGCCCGAUGCAGUGCAGGAACAAGCCAAGGAGCGUCUGAACCGUGCUGCUGAGAAGGCUCAGCAACGUAAGGACCAGAUGGCGCAAAAGGCGCGCAAAUAUGGAUCACAGGGUUACCAGGCUGAUCGACGUGAUGAUCAUGGUGGGGACUCACCGUCCAGCGCUGCGAUGAAGGGUCGUAUGAUGGCCGAUGAUGAAGACGCGUACAUGAAAUACGGCAAGAAAGGAGGCAGAGGCUACAAGGACGACGACCACCGCCUCAGUGGUAAAGCUCUGGAGCGUCGCGAGAAGGAGCGAGAGCGCGAACGCAACCGCGCGCAAUUUAACCACAAGCGCAACAAACGGCGCCCAUACGAUGGAAAGGAACGUCGUGCGUACCUGGCAAUCUCGGAUGUACUUCUGGACAAGGAAGAGUGGAACAUUUUCGAGAAGAUUAAGAAGAUUCUACCGUCUCGUGACAACUGGCGCGAGUUCCUUAAGUGUUUGGAACUGUACAGCCAGGAAGUACUGGACCGGAACGAGAUGCUGUCGCUAAUCAGGAACCUUUUCGGUCGUCACACAGACCUUGUGGAAGAAUUCGACCACCUUUUGUGCUCGCAUGGUGUACAGAAGACUCCCAAGGAGAUCUGGCCGUUUAUUCCCCUAGCUGAGACGGACUUGUCGCAAUGUCGCCGUGCCACUCCAUCGUACCGUGGUCUCCCUGCUAGUUACCCGAUCCCGCCAUGCUCUCACCGCUCAGCGCUCGAAAAGGAAGUGUGCAAUGACUCGUGGGUGUCUGUGCCUACUGGUAGUGAAGAUUUCUCCUUCAAGAGUAUGCGCAAGAACCAGUACGAGGAGGCGCUUUUCAAGUGUGAAGACGAACGUUUUGAGAUCGAUAUGGUGAUCGAAGCUAAUGCAUCCACUAUUAGCAUCCUUGAGCCAUUGGCUCAGGAGAUUGAGGUGCUUAAGAAGUCGAGCGGUGACGACGAUAAACUGUGGAACUAUGUGGUAGAUAAGGGAACAUUCCGUGUGACCCACUUGAAUGCGAUUACGCGCAUUUACGGUGAAGCAGGUUCGCAGAUUCUGGAACUGCUGCGAAAGUACCCGGCUGGAGCGAUUCCUAUUAUUCUGAAGCGACUUAAGCAGAAGGAUGAAGAAUGGCGUCGUGCACGUGAAGAUCUAAACCGCCAGUGGAAGGAGGUUAACGAGAAGAACUACCACAAGUCACUGGACCACUCGAGCUUCUACUUUAAGCAGAAGGAUAAGAAGCAGACGAGCAUGAAGAUGAUGAUGCAGGAGGCCAAGAAGAAACUGGAGGCGGACGAGAAACGUACUGAAGAAGCAAAGGCGGACUCGAAUGCGUCACCGUCUACUGUUUCAGCGACGUCUGCUGUUGUGGGCGCCAAGGCUCCUCCUCAAGCGUCAGAUAUUGCUGAUGCACUUAAGAAGGAACAAUCUACUGAUGCCGCGAAGCCUCCAGUAACUGCCGAUAGCAAGAUUGCGGCUACGUCGUCGCAGCCUAAGCAGUGGAAGCCUCACUUUGCGUACAAGUUUGCAUCGGUUCAGAUCCACAAGGAGGCGUUCGGCUUGCUAUCAUAUGCUGCCGAGAAGAAUUUGGGUGGAGCUGACAAGGAAAAGAUCUCGAAGGUCUGGCAGUCUUUCUUCUUCCCUUUUUUCCAUCUGGAGGAGGAGUGGCUGGUGCGUAAGCCACAACACACUACUGUGACGCCUGAGAAGGCUAAGACGUUGCGUGUUGGCACGGAAGUGAGCACGGAGUUUGGUGAGGGUACGGUUCAGCAGUUUAACCGAGAGAAGGGGUACUUCACGAUCAAUUUGGCUGCGCUCGGGUGUCAGGCGUACUUGCAGCCAAGUGCUCUCACUGUCCAAGAAGCUGCAGAUUUCCCGCCCGGGCUUCCUGCACUGGACAGCAAGCAGGAUGCAUCCAAGGUGCUAGAAGAUUACAAGUCGCUGUUCUACGGCAACCAGCAUGCGUACGCCUUCCUGCGUUUGUACCAGAUACUCCACAACCGGCUUGAGCGCGCGUAUGAUCUGUGUGAGAAGGCGAAGCGCAACCGCAAUCGUCGUACUAUCAACCCAGCGGCACGUGCUCUGGCCCACGCCCACCAUUCUUUGUCUGCAUCACCCACGGAGAAAACAGGCGACUACCAGGCGUUUGUUUCCAAGCUGUACUCGCUGAUUGAUGGCUCUGUUGACAAUUCCAAGUACGAGGACUCUUGCCGCAGUCUAAUGGGAUCGACGUCGUAUUUCUUGUUCACUAUGGAUAAGCUGGUGACGCAAGUACUCAAGCAGAUGCAGCAUCUGGCGAACGAUGACACAUGUCAAGAGCUUACCAAGGCGUUUGCUGAGAUACAAGGCGAGCCAAAGCCCUCAGUGGACCCGGUAGGUGCUGAAACCAAGGCCACUGCGUACCUCAACAAGACAAAGGCCAUUUUCGAAGGCGAAGGAGCGUUCCGUAUCGAGUUCAAGCCUGGCGUUCUGCGUAAGACGCCGCUUGAGGCACGCGGCGGUUCUACUCCAUCGGGAGCUUCUGAACCUUUCAAGAUUUGGGCGCCUUCGCCUCGUGUCAAAGCCCCGGAAGCCAGUAAGUGGCUCAUUGAACCCGAGUUGGCUAUCGAGUACCUGGGCUCUAUGGAUGAAGAUGGUAACGAGGACGACGACGACGACGAAUCUCCGAGUGCUACGCCAGUAGAUACGCCAUCAGCUACACCCGUGUAUGGCUCCCCCGUCCACGACACGCCUGGACGUGAUUCACAGGAUGACGAGGAUGAACCGAUGGAAGAGACCAAGGAAGAUGACAGUAUCAAGAAGGAAGUGUCAACGCCGGCAUCAUCUGGUAGCAUUGAGCAAAGUGAUAGUGGCUCGUCCGAUGACGCGCAGUUGGCCAAUGCAGCGAAGACUUUGGAGUCUGCAACAUUACUGAAGAAACGGACCCGUGACUCGUCUGAGGAAGGAAAUGCGGUGGAAACAGCACCGUCUACAUCCAGUGUGGCAACGGAAGGUGCAAUUGCUGCGAAAAAAGUGAAAACAACGGAGGCUUUUGCCGAUACAGCUAAACCUACGACGGCCACACAGAAAGAUGAUCCCAUGGCCGGAGGCGAUAAAGCAAUGUCUGCUCCUGCUCAGCCGAAGACUCAAACAAUUACACAGGCAGUGAAAGUGGAGAAGCCACAGGAACAGACCCACAAGAGUGAUCAGCUCACGGAAGGACAGACAUCGUCACUACAUGUAGACCAAGUAAACUCUGCGCGACCAAGUGGUAGCGCUUCUGCUGUACCUUCUGUUGCCUCCACUGGCGCUCGUGCACCAGGUCCUUCGUCUAUAGUGAACAGCGACGACAAGAAGGAGUAAUGAGACCAGAAUUGAUCAAGUGAAGGACGCAGCGAAGUUGGUACAUGUGUUCGGUAAUUCAUGAUGCUUGCCCAGUUACAAGCUUCACUCUUGUAUUUUUCUUCAUCUUGCAGCCUGACUGUCCUGUUGUGUUUGAACGCCAUCGUAGCCCCGAUAUCGAGGAAGUAAAGGCAAAGUCCUGUCAUCAUUGCAACGUUAAUGAGUAAUGCAGGAGUAAAUUGCCAAGGGAGCGUACAUACUUUCCGUGAAGUUGUCGGCGCUUGGUCAUUGUUGGGAACAAGAAGAGAAGGCCUUCGGUUUGUGGAGUCGUGUGCGGGGGAUCCGCGACUGGAGACUUGUCAUCUUUUGCCUUGUUCGACAUUUGUACAAAUUCUGCGAGACUUUUGCCUGCCACCGGGUGUUGUAAGUUGGCAAAAGCUCGUGCUGCCUUACGUUGCUGUCGAGUCAUUCGCGUCGGACUCUCGAUAGGAGCGACGUCCUCACCUGAUACGGCGGCGACUGAAGUCUCAAACUGGUUGCGAAAGUAUUGUCUCCUGGUAUCGACACUGGACGUAGCAUGCUUCAAAACUACCGACGGAAGCGAUACGAUCCUGGACAAUUGAGCACCACCACUGGAGGUCCUGACAUCGGAUGGGAGGCCGCCAGGCUGAGAAACAGCCCGAGAACUUUCACGUGGAGAGGAUAGGACCCUCGAGUGUUUAUCUCCUGCGACCACUACAACAUGUUGUCAACGGAUGCAACGAAAGGAGUACGCCGAGCGCAAGAUACAGACCUGGCUGCUUUUGGCGCAGAGCUUCGCGGAGUGAAUCAAUCUUGAGACGCUGAUCGCAGUGUUCAUUCUUGGACUCUGUUUCGACACGUUCAAGGAUGAAACGCAGCGUGUCGUACGCUGUACUCUGCAACUCUAAACAAUUGACAGGAUGAUCAGUGAUCUUGAAUACGAUGCCACCCCAGCUACACACUUACUCUCGAUACAAGCGACCACUGUUGGAUCAUGUCGAUCGCUGGUUUCGCGAAUAAAAUCUUCUUGGGAGAGUGUCAAGGCAUUUACAGUCGUCACUGCUCUCACAGUGACGGGCUCCGGGAUCCCAAGCAUCAGUGAGAUGUCACCCACAGUCGAUUUGGGACCAAGCGAAGCUACAGGCAGUUGCGAGUCGUCACUCCAGCGGAAUCUGCGUGUAUGUCGUAGCUGAGCUUCAGCAGUUGUAAGUGGUGGCUUGGAGCUGAUGGAAUUUGCUUCGUUGGACUGAGCAAUACUCGAAGUGCUGGAGUCGUCACGUUCGACUGACGCUCGACACUCGCCUUCGAGGAGCAGGUACAAGUUGUUGAGUUGAUGGCCUUCAUGGACAAUAAUCGUACCCGGCUCAAAGACAGUCUGGCGGAGACACCCGAUAAACCGCUCAAGGCCAAACUGCUUGGCCCACUGAAGACGGUCUGCUGCACCCGAGCCACUCUCUCGGAUAUCACUUGCCGUAAGCACAAUGUAGUCCGCUGGUCCCGAUAUUAUAAUCUUGUUGUACAAGUGGAUGCCCUUACGCAGGGAAUUCUCGCGCUUAAUGCGUCUCCAUUUGCUAUCCGAGACUCCACUUAUUGACUGCGCUGUGUUUGAUGAAAACGAAGCGCGACUCGCUUCGGAGGAAGCAGAUUGUACGCGUUGUGGAGCGCCGAGGUUGCCAACAACGGAGCCUUCGGUGAAAUUCAGUACUGGAGUGGUGGCAAUAUUCAAUGGUCUGGCCUCAGCGUUGCCGUACAGGAGGAUACACGAUCGUGGUGUCUCCAUUGAGGUUAACCAGAUCACAUGCUCUUCUCCUCGAUGAAGGUGCUGCAUUUUCAUUCGACUGGCAGCUUCGAGACUACAACCAACACGAUAAAGUCAGUAAGUGACUUCAGUACUACAGUGAACAGGUGGAUGAUGGUUUACCGUUCGGCAUGUGAAAGUCCCCUCCACCAUGGCUGCUCGCAGAUCGUAGUUUCAUUCGCCAAGUAUGUGAUGAUGAAGCUUAAUUCGUCAAAGGAAAAGUCGAUUUGCCGAAGGAAGAGACCCCGAAAGUGGAACCGUGCACCUAGUUUGGUCGUAGCGUGCUGGGUGCCAGAUAAAGUAGACGUCCAGUGUGUCACCCCCUGUUGCAUUGCCAUUCGCUGCGCCAAUAUCACGCGCUCACCAUUCAGUCAAAUUACCGACAGAACCAGAGCAACUUGCAACUCGUACCCGUUUAUUAUUCAUGUUUGCCGACAUGAAGACGAGGUUUGGACGUGUCAAUAUUUUUAGGGGAACUGUGAUGCAAAUAGCAAGUGAAAUUUAAACUUCAUUAGCUGAUGGAAAUAUUUUUGAGUUGGUUCAUAGAUAGUCGGGGUUUCAACUUCGCUACAGAGCACGUCACAUCAAACGAAACGGAGACAAAAUAGUAAAGAGAAGCUGCCAUUUCGCCU